Molecule: messenger RNA, 2133 nt
Organism: Micromonas commoda
Lineage: Eukaryota; Viridiplantae; Chlorophyta; Mamiellophyceae; Mamiellales; Mamiellaceae
Exons: 2
Coding region: 1-1140 (379 amino acids)
Source: RefSeq, a predicted model, not a curated record
AUGCAAUAUUCGCUUUCAUCCCGGGAGUUUGCCGAGUCUACCGGGGAUCGUGUCUUCUAUAUCACCUACUACGAUGCGACCGGGCCAAACAGUCAUGUGCCACAAGAGUCCCCGCGAUUUAUGGUAAUCAACGAGGAAAAUCAUGCCUGGGAAACAUUUGGAAUCGACGCGGGUAAGCGAAUUCCAGAGAAUCAUCACGACGGCACCGAUUCCACGAGUUACUGGCAACAGCUUCUCGGCAAUAAUCUCACGUGCGGAAACUGUCCUGUCGCGGUGCCCAAUCUUUGGCAGGUUAGGGCAGGCAGAGCAGACAGUAACAGAGACAAAAACAACAUCAAGGAACAUGGUUAUCUCUGGGGUGGGGUUGUCGUACCAGAAACCGACGCCAGUGUGCUUGCAGAGGGCAUUCGUCGAUUAGCAGCAGCGGGAUGGCCGCCAGUGUGCAUCUUUGUGUGCGAUUUGGCAUGGAGUGUGACUGCGCAUCUGUGGGAUCAAGCUGUGGCUAUUUUAGGUGCGAACGAUGAAGUUUUGCUCGAACCCUCCCUUGCAGCAUUUAAGCUUGAUCCUUCAAAUGAUUGCGAGGGAAGACGAUAUGUUGGAAACAACUUUGGACAACCGCAUCGAGACUAUGCCUAUCAUGACGUGUUUGGUUUGGAUAGCUCAGAAACUGAUGAGAUGCCGAGAGUUCUGUCUGUCUGGCUUCCUUUGGUGGACGUUAACUUGGAAAAUGGGUGCAUGUAUGUGGUUCCUCAGGCUGGGGAUGCAACAGGUGGGCGUGGAGAGGACGGAUCGAGCGCGCCGACCUUCGAUAUCAGAGCAGUCCGAGCCCUGGCUCCGGCGAAAGCUGGGACAUUCUUUGCAUGGGCUGGGAACACCGUGCACUGGGGCUCAAGUUGCACUGAGAAAGGAGAAAACUCGCCAAGAAUUAGUUUGGCCUUUGUUUUCAGGAAAAAGUGUGCAACAUCUGACCUGCGACGAGCACCAUUGAUGCGUGAGGAGCUACGUGCGGGAAUUGACUUGAAUCGACGAUUAGAACUCAUCGAGCACUCGCUAGCUUGCUUCGAGCACUGGUAUGGGGACACAACAACCACAAGACAGCGCCUUCAUAGGAUACGAUCAGCACGAGGACAAUUUUCCUGAGACUACAAAAACAUCUUUUGUCUAUGGGGUAGAAAUAUCGCGGGUUGCAAUCAAAGCCCGGCUCAGACAGUAUUUACAUAGUUUUGCUCCUUCAGCAUCGCCCUCUGGAUUCCUUGCCGUGGCUCACUUGCAGCUAAGGCCACUGAAAGGUCAAGAAGAAAGCUAGCAACAAAGCGAGAGAGGAUCGCGCUUCGAUACACAUCUCGCGCGCCGUGCUGACCCAUUCUUUUCCCGAAAUCUUCUUCUGAGAUUCUUUUAAUAUUCUCCCUACCAUCCAGCAGGAGAUUCACUAGCUUGAUUAACUGGCUUGGGUCACUAGCAAAUGUUUCCUCAGCAAACAUUUCUGGCACAAGCGCAUCGGUCAUGCCGUGACCUUGGGACUUGAGCAAAGAGGCCAUACCAGGUUCUGUCAUGAGUCCAUUCCGUGCUUCCUCAAAUCGCAUCGAACGUUCCGUCUCUGGCAUUUUGUACCAAAAUGAUUUAAGGGCCGAAAGCUGGUCAUCCGCACUCAUGACUUUCAGCAAGUUGAUACUUGCUUCGUGUUGUCGCGACAACAUUAACCAACCCUUCUCCAGGUCAGGAUUAUCUUUCCAUUGAAGCCGCUCUAAUUCCGCCUUGGCGUGCUUGACUUUUACGCGAUGACUUGCGGCAACAUCAAUAUGUCGCGCGUACAAGUAGAUGGCGGCGACAACUGCGCAACUGAGCAGCAAAGAGAAAGCCUGCGGGAGAAAAGCACGCGGAAGUAUUCAAGAAUGGAAAUGUGCUAAACACGGAGGACAAACGAACCAUGACGACGUCCUGGACGAGCGCAUAUUCAGCGUCUCUAACUUCUCUGGCGCGAGCUCUCCUUACAUUCUUAUCUGACAGGUUCCUCACUUGCCGCCGCACAGCUACCAUCGCCGUGCGCUUGAACGCGGUCCGAAGCAAGCAAAAUUCACGGAAAUACGAGUGUAAAUAAAGUACAGUAAUAUAAAUAUCAUACCUUCGUAUUAU